AUGCAUGAAAUGCUCUUCAUCAAGACCGUUAGUGAAUGCUAUAUCCAGCAUGCCAGCAAGCAAAUUACAGUAGACAAACAAUACAAAGGUAUUGUAGACUGUAUAGUACGUAUUCCCAAGGAGCAGGGCUUCUUGUCCUUCUGGAGAGGCAACUUGGCCAAUGUCAUUAGGUACUUCCUAACACAAGCUCUCAACUUUGCUUUCAAGUAUAAGCAUAAGAACAUUUUUCUGGAUGGUGUUGACAAGCAUAACCAGUUUUGGAGGUACUUUGCUGGUAAACUUGCCUCUGGUGGUGCUGCUGGAGCCAUGUCCCUGUGCUUUGUCUACCCCCUUGACUUUGCCAGAACCUGUUUGGCUACUGAUAUCGGAAAGGCUGGUGCAGAGAGAGAAUUCACAGGUCUUGGAAACUGUUUAACAAAGAUCAUUAAGUCUGAUGGUCGGAAGGGCUUGUAUCAGGGCUUCAACGUGUCUGAGCAAGGCAUCAUCAUCUACAGGGCGGCUUACUUUGGCAUUUAUGACACAGCAAAAGCUGACAUAAUGUACAGUGGCACUAUUGACUGCUGGAGGAAGAUUGCACAUGAUGAGGGUGGCAAGGCCUUCUUCAAGGGUGCCUGGUCCAAUGUGCUCAGAGGUAUGGGUGGUGCCUUCGUCCUGGUUCUGUACGACGAGCUCAAGAAGAUUAUGUGA
This is a messenger RNA of Sinocyclocheilus grahami, 687 nucleotides long. Its product is annotated as ADP/ATP translocase 1-like. Bases 1 to 687 code for a protein of 228 amino acids. Gene Ontology annotation, biological process: mitochondrial ATP transmembrane transport; mitochondrial ADP transmembrane transport; negative regulation of mitochondrial outer membrane permeabilization involved in apoptotic signaling pathway. The transcript is spliced from 3 exons. The record is from RefSeq and is a predicted model, not a curated record. Gene Ontology annotation, cellular component: mitochondrial inner membrane. Gene Ontology annotation, molecular function: ATP:ADP antiporter activity. Lineage: Eukaryota; Metazoa; Chordata; Actinopteri; Cypriniformes; Cyprinidae.